Molecule: messenger RNA, 2052 nt
Organism: Necator americanus (New World hookworm)
Lineage: Eukaryota; Metazoa; Nematoda; Chromadorea; Rhabditida; Ancylostomatidae
Exons: 14
Coding region: 1-2052 (683 amino acids)
Biological process (GO): protein modification process
Cellular component (GO): cytoplasm
Molecular function (GO): protein-L-isoaspartate (D-aspartate) O-methyltransferase activity
Source: RefSeq, a predicted model, not a curated record
AUGGGAGUAGCAGCCAGUAGAGACAACGAUGAUUUAACAGAUAACCUAGUUAGACACGGGCAAAUUGUGUCGAAAGAAGUCGAACUAGUGUUUAGGCUUGUCGACAGAGGACGAUUUUUCCCGAGUGAAUACAUUGAUGAGGCUUAUCGUGACAAUCCCUUCAAGGUUCCGGCAGAAGCAAAUGGAGAUUGGACGCCGGGAAAAUUGCAUAUAUCAGCACCAAGUAUGUACGCUACUGUCCUGGAGAAGCUCGAUUUACGAACGGGACAUGCUUUUCUCAAUAUUGGAUCUGGAACAGGGUGGCUUAGCACGGCCGCGGGUUUCUUGAUUGGUGGUUCUGGCAUCAAUCAUGGAGUUGAGAUACAUGAAAAUCUAAUCAAAUUCGCUGAAGAAAAACUUGCAGAAACUUUACUGCUCCCUGAAAUCAGUGCUUUUAACUGGGCUAAACCGGCAUUUUUCCACGGCAAUGGCCUAGCUCAAGAACUUACUCAUUCAAAAUACUUCUAUGAUCGCGUGUAUUGUGGUGCUGCCGUCUCAGAUUUGCAGACUAUUGCCCAUCUUAUUAAACUACUGGAAAUCGGUGGAAAACUUAUUGUUCCCUUCAGAAAUAGCUUGACUGCAUACACGCGUACUGCUGAAAGCUCCUACAUAUCUGAGGUUUUGAUGGCGUGCCAAUUUGCAGACUUAUUGCCACCAAAGCCUGAGGAUCGCACCGAUUGUUUGCCUUGUGUUAUACGGCCUCCAUCUUUGGCCGAUCACUGCAGGAAUGUUAUUCGUGAAAGUUUACGUAAGAAAGUGCUUGAAAGUUAUCCUGUAUUCAUGCGAAGUAUUGUUGACUCGGAAGGAGCAUUGGGAUCUGAUGAUGCUUCUUCCCAUCCUGAUGCCGACACGGAAGUGACGGAGGGCCAACGGCGGAGAGAGUUCGGUAUCAUCCGACAUCCCAUCCGCGUUGAGUUGAUCCGGAAUCUUGGUGCUGCUCGUAUACGACUGGAAACUAACGAUCGAACUGCUCGCGAGGACAGGAACCGCGAUGAAAGAAGGGACCACGAAGAGGCAGAAGAUACUGAAAAUCAUGAGGGUGUUGACAAUGAUCGGCAUGAAGAUACUAAUCGUGACGUCGAAGUUGGAGCAGGGAUGUUUGUUUUUGCCGAUGAAGGCCCACCAUCCGACGACGAAGAACUUGGAGAAGAAGACAGAAUGGGUCUGCAAUGGCUCAACGCAAUUCUGGGCUUCGAGAGGGAUCGAGUGACAGCGCGUAUGCGUCGACACCAAGCUCAUGAAGACGAACGUAUAGAAUCCGAAUCGUCGAAUGAUGGAUCCUCCACAGAUCUCUCAUCAAAUGCAGAAAACCCACAUCCUGUCGAAAACAUCACAGUUGAACGUCCACCGGAACCAGAAACUAAUGGAGCAGAUCAUGUUGAAGAAGAUAAUCAUGAUCUGGAACAAAUUUCUUCCAAGGAAACAAACGGGACUUCUUCUGAUGACUCGAUCCCCAAGGUCGAAGCCAUGGAGUCUCCAGAGGAGGAGCAGAUUACGACGGAAAGAAACAAUGAAGAGGAGACUAUUCGAGAAGAAGAGGAAAGAAACGAGGAUGAUAUGGAAGCGGGUGUCAACGAAACGGGAGGAAACGCCGGAGAUGAAACUGAUCGCGAAAAUGAGGAUCAUGAUUGGGACAACUUUCCCAUGCGAGAAAUGAUUGAGCUGAGCGAGUUUCUUGGCGAGGCUAAUAACCGAUCACGAGCAGAAGAACGCGGAAGGCGAAUCAGAAACGGAACAAACGGCGCUGGUACAUCUCGACGUAAUGGACCACGCUCCUCAAUGUCGCGACGUGCUAUAAAAAGAGCUAGAUUGGCCGAGGCUGAGAAUCAGGAUGAGUCGGAGAAGCAAGCCGAAGAAGAGCGCGAUCGACAAAAAGCAUCGCUGAAAGUUUUCGGCGAGGCAUUCGAUGAGGCUAUGCGAAAGCUUCCUCUGCCUAAACAUUUAAUCAAAUUUCUUUCACUACAAUCGGUAACUCCUAUGUUUGCGUCAAACCAAACACCAGAAUGGAGUUAA